This is a messenger RNA of Diorhabda carinulata, 4650 nucleotides long. RefSeq names its product homeotic protein antennapedia-like (gene Ptl). The transcript has 6 exons. Gene Ontology annotation, biological process: negative regulation of transcription by RNA polymerase II; anterior/posterior pattern specification. Gene Ontology annotation, cellular component: nucleus. NCBI's taxonomy places the organism in Eukaryota, Metazoa, Arthropoda, Insecta, Coleoptera, Chrysomelidae. The record is from RefSeq and is a predicted model, not a curated record. Bases 619 to 1593 code for a protein of 324 amino acids. Gene Ontology annotation, molecular function: DNA-binding transcription factor activity, RNA polymerase II-specific; RNA polymerase II cis-regulatory region sequence-specific DNA binding.
AACACUUAACUCACGUAUAGCAUAGGACAAGUUUGUGUCUCGCGCCUCUAUACCGAACUAUCAAAUGCUAUUUCAAUAAUAACGAAUAAAAUAGAAAAUACGAUUCAAUAUACAUAGUUGUUUACAAUAACCAGUCACGUGUUACGAGUUCAAUUGUUUUAAUUUUUUUUUUAAUUAAAUCUCAUUGUAGUGACCGAUGGACUUCUUGUUCCGGGCUUCUUCCGGGUCCUUCUGUUAGGUAUCCGGCGGACCAACAGCGGAAUUCAAAAGUGUUGUUUGUGACGGUGUUUGGUUAUGUUUAACGAUUGCUGACAUACCUCUGUGGAUUAUAGAAGUAAGCGACAAGUUACCAAUAUCAAUAUAAUAGACAAAUGGAGGCGAAACAGGUACAGAACUCUAUAAAUUUGGAUUAAAACCCGAGCAUCUAAAAUUUCGGAGUACAUGAAGUUUAUCUUAUACAUCGGAUGAAGUAAACAAGGCAGAAAAGUGAAUAAACAGUGUUAAAUUUAGGUGCGUAAAACGGUGGUGGCGAUGAAAAAAUGCAGCUCCAGUGAUUAAUGUUAUUGUAGUGAAACCCAACUCGGUGUCGAAUACUUGCUGUGAUUAAUAAAAAUUAGCAUGAGUUCUUACUUUAAUAAUUAUAUGCCAGACAUGAGAAAUGGUGGUGUUGUAUCUGCUGAACAUCAACAUCAGCAUUACGCUGCCGCAGUACAAGUGGCUCAAAGUGGUGGACCAGUCCAAGGCGAUCCGAACUCGUGCUCGGGUGAUCCUUCGGUUGUCGGCUUACGACAAGGAAUACCUCCUCACCAUUAUGGCGGUCCUCCUACAGCGGGUCAGCCUCCUCAAGGAAUGCCAUAUCCUAGGUUUCCACCGUACGAUAGAAUGGAUAUCAGAAACGCCGGUUAUUACAACGCACAACAGCAGCAAAUGGAUGGUCAAUAUAGGCCGGAUAGUCCCACUAAUAUGCAUAUGUCAGCGACAACGGGACCUCCAAAUGGACAUCAAACACCAAUUGUGUAUGCUAGUUGUAAAUUGCAAGCGGCAUCGGUGACCCAAAAUGGGGUGCUAGGCCCCACUGGUAGUCCACCUUUAGACAGUGCACAAAGUAUGAAUACUCAACACAUGGGACAUCAUAUGCAGGAGCAGCAUGCGCAACAUCAUCCGCAGGCGCAUCAUCAGCAGCAACAUAUGAUGUAUGGAGCACCACAAAAUGCGAAUAUGCAUCAACCCUCUCCACAUCAACCUCCUCUUCAACAACAACCUCAGCCUGGACAGCAGCCACCAAACAACACGGCUUCUGCGCUACCUAGUCCUCUUUAUCCUUGGAUGAGGAGUCAGUUUGAAAGGAAGAGAGGUCGCCAAACGUACACCAGAUACCAAACUUUGGAAUUAGAGAAAGAGUUCCAUUUCAAUAGGUACCUGACAAGGCGACGGAGAAUAGAAAUUGCACACGCGCUUUGUCUGACUGAAAGGCAAAUCAAAAUCUGGUUCCAAAAUAGAAGAAUGAAGUGGAAAAAAGAAAACAAAACCAAAGGAGAAGGUGGAUCGGAAGGUGGUGGUGAUGAUAUUAGUCCGCAAGGGUCGCCGCAGUGAACCACGACGUAUUAAACAAACCAUGUACCUUAAUACAUAUGUUAGUCAUUGCAUUUGCCUUUUGCUACCAGCCAAAGGCCUUUUUGGAACCUCUUCAGUCGGGCUUCUUACACAAUAUAUUUCCAAUUCAGUUAUUACUACGAUUAAUAUAAUUUAGUUGAUAGAUAGAAGGAAACAAUGAUGGUUUUCCUAAUUUUGUGGAUCAAACGUUAUAAGUAUAUUAACCUAAAUACCUCACUUCAUCCACUGUCGGUUUUAUAUUCUUAGACGAAAAGUUACAAAUAAUUGGUCACAUGUAAAUUUUGUUGAAAUGUAAAAGCAGCUGAGAUACACAAUAUGUUUUUGUUGGUUUUUUAUUUGCUUUCUUUACACACCAAUUUCUCUUUAGAUGCUAUUCAUUUUUUGAAAAUUUGACAUAACUUUUUAUAAUUUACCAAUUUAUUUCUCUGCUUUGUUUUUUGUAAUAUUUUUCUUAAUAUUAAUAUUCUGUUAAAGUUGUACUGUACUCAUCAUUGAUGAAAUAAUAUGUAUUUGAUGAACAAUGAUAAUAUUUCUUAUAAUAAAAUUUUGGUAUUAAUAGAAUCAUUAAAAAUUAUAAUUUAACACUAAAAUGAAACAUUUUUCAAUUCCACAUUCAGUUAUUAUUAAAUUAUUGAUAUAUGCGGUGCUCUAGUCUAACAAACUAAAGGUGAAAUUAGUCAGAAAAUAUUCGAAUUCAAGGGCCAGUGUCGGAGAUCUUUUAAUUAUUUAAAGAAUGUAAUAUUUUAAUUUAAUUAUAAUAUAAAGUUUUGGUUGUUUUAUAAUAUAAAAUUUUCGUGUUUUAUUCGUAAAGAGAUUUUUAUGGUAAAGUAAACGAUUCAAUCCGCUUCUUUUCAUAUAGGAACAUUAUUAUUAUUGCUAGUAUUAUCGGUCUUACAAUUAAUAUAAAUUCAUCAGAAAAUCUGUGUCCAAUCUAGCUCCUAAUGAUACAGUGGCAGUCGAUAUUACAUUUUAACGACUGCCACUGUAUCAAGAUCAAGAUUAAUUUCAUCGACAACGUAUUGAAUGUAAUUGGCUCGAUGUAGUGUGAUGGGUGCUAUUAACUAGAUUAAAAUUACAGUAUAAUCUCAUUCAGUUUCCUUCUCACGUAACUAUUUUUUGAUUUGAAGUAAACUAAGAUCGGUUCGGCCAUGAUAAGAAGUGUUAUCCAAUCUAAUUACGGCGUACUCAAACUACAAUAUUUUUAUAUACAAAGAUCAUACAACUUUUCUCCAUAAAUUUCUCUGUAUGAGUUACAAUAAGCCACUAUAAUUUCCUUGUUAGAGCUUUGCAAACCGCCUGUCAGUGAAGCUUGCCAACGCUUUUAAUCAAUCCAUAGUUUUUCAAACAUAUGUUACCGAUCUCUUGGGUAAAUAGUAAAUACAUCUCCAGAUGAUUUUUUCCUAUUUUUCGACAAUGCUAAUUUCUCUUUAUGCUUAGCAAUCUUCUCAUUAUCAAAACGAUCUUUUCGACGUGCCAUUUCAAUAAUGGUUUACGAUCACACUUCAUAUAUCGCUUCAAAACGACUUAUACGCUAAAUGUUUAGAUUGAUUCUCAUUGCUUGUAUUAGCUUAUGGUUCUCUUUUUAUUGGUCUUGCGAAAUAUUUGUAUUAUUACAAUCAUGUUGUUAGGUAUUUACUUUCAUCUUUUUUUCUAAUGUCAAAAUAAAAAUAUAAUUUUUGUCCUGUCUCCAGUAUUUGAACAAAACUAAAACCGUUUCGCUACGAAAAUAAAAACGAAUAUAAAUAAUCAGUAAACCGUGAUUAAAGUAGUAUUUAUCUUUUGUAGUUUCAACAUAUUUUCAGUUGUGAUCCCUCUACCGCUGGUGCGUUUGAAUGUUUUUAUCGACCGAUAAUAUAGCUAUCUAAUUUCAUUUUUAGUUUGUUAGACUUUAAUAGAGAGUAUCCUUACAAUUUAUAAGAUGAAUUAAAUUAUAGAAUAUUAUUGAUUGUCCUGUCCUGAAUAUUAGAAAUCAAUAUUUUCUCAUUUACCUGCAAACCUCAAUAAUUAAAUGAGUUAUAAAUUAGAGGAUAAUCAGGUUCAGUGAAAAAUCAGUUCAGCUGUCGUUUUUUAUCUACCGUCUCAUAAUACAAUAUUUUACUUGAUGCUGUACCAAAUUUGUGUAUAAGUUUUCUUAAAAAUUGAAGAUUCCGUUUUAACAUUCGUUUCUGUCAACUUCACAUACAAUUUUUUGAGUAAAAAAUAGUCGCCAGAUUUAACUAGUUUUCUAGUAAGAAUCUAAUAGACCACAUUUAAGGAUAUUUCAGGACAAGACAAACAAGACAAAUAGAUUCCGUUAAUUGAUAAUAUUCAGUACAAUUAUCAUUUUUUAAACAGUUUAAUAAUUAAAAAUAAUUUAAAAUAUGAGUAUAGAUUUAUAAGAAAAAGAUUUAUUGAUAUUUCAUUUUAACCCUAAAGAAAAUAGAAAGGAUCGGUUUAUCAUAAUUAUACGAAAAAAAUAAAUUGUAUAAUCUGAUCUAAUAAUUUUUAAUUGGUUCAAUAUAUUUUGAAUAAAUUAUUAACUCAAUUGUUGAUAUAUUUUGUAAGAAGCCCAUUACCUUACACAACCGUAAUGACCUCUUAAUAAGUCGUUUUUUGUGUAUAAUGAAAUUCGAAUAUGUAAGUUUCGAUACGCGAGAAAUAGAUUCAUUUUUAUAGUUUAUUUAUUUAUAUUGUAGAUAAUAUAAUAUUUUUAUUGAUUUGCGCGAAUAUUAAUUUUUUGGACUCCGGUAGAAAAACUUUAUGAGGCCAGUGCAAAACGUGCAAUUGUAUGGAAGCUCAAGGACUUCCUUAGUGAAAGAGAUUGAAAACUUAUGUAAACCCGGAUUUAAAUUUUUUGUAUAAAUAUUUUAUAUAUUUUUAAAAAAAAAUAUGGCUGAGAAUGUUUUUGGUAUCGGCUUCUCAUCUGGAAAAUUGAGAAGGUCAGUGAAAGAAUUUUUGUUCUAAGACAUGUGUGUAAAAUUAUUGAAAAAUUAACAAAAUCGUUCUUUAAGCUUUGUGUACUUUGAAAUCAUUUUAUUUGAAAAUUACUCCAGAAAA